Molecule: messenger RNA, 1362 nt
Organism: Nerophis lumbriciformis (worm pipefish)
Lineage: Eukaryota; Metazoa; Chordata; Actinopteri; Syngnathiformes; Syngnathidae
Source: RefSeq, a predicted model, not a curated record
AUGACUGAAAACGCUUUUCCCGUCCAUCCAGUGGACGUGAUCGUCAACUUUUACAGAACAGAAGUCCUUACGGGUGAGGAGGCCAAACAUUUCGCGAGGAGCGACUUGACUCCAUCUGCGAAGACAGAAACGGUUCAAAUGCUCUACAUGAGCGUGAUGCAUCAGCUCUUUCGUUUCAGACCUGAAUGUCGCUCCAUGGUUCCGCUCCUGGAAAACAUUCAGCAUCCUGAAUGUCACGAGAAGUCAACUGCUAUCCUCAGUGUUUACGCUUGCAUGCGAAAGUUUCUGCCAGUUUGUCUUGUGUACGACUUCUCACUUAAUGACCUUCUAGCACCAAAAAAACCGAGAACACUUACUAUUUUGAGCGCCAUCAUGAACUAUCUCCAAUUCAGGAAGCUGAGGAUGGCUGCGAUUUCGGAAAAGGAAGCCAAAUUGAGGUUAGUCUUGGAAAAGCAGCAGACCUACGCAAAACAAAUCCAGGAAGCAGAGGAAAAAAUUGAGAUCCUGACGACUAUUCCACCAGAGCAGCAGGCUGAAGCUAGCAAGCUGGAAGCUGCCCUCUCGGAGCUGCAGGCCAAGACCACAGAUAUAUACAAAGAAGUGAAAGCAAAAAAUGACAUUAUUUCAGAGGGGAAAUCCAUAAUUGCGGAGAAAACUCAGAAACUGGCCCAGUUCAAGAUUGAUAUAGACAAUGUGAAGGAACACAUAAUGAAACUCAAGUCUCAAAUUGUGGAGUCACCAGAGGACCUGAAGAUCCAAAUGGAGCGCAUGAGGGAGGACGUCAAAAACCUCAAAAUCUCUAUUGGACAAACUGAUGAUUAUGUAGUGGAGCUUCAGAACAUGGUCCAGAGACUGAGCCACAUUGAAAUGGAGAUUCAGCAAAUGACUAAUUUGCUGCAACACUUGGAAACAAGCAUGACUGCUGCCAAGCAGCAGGAUGAGGAAAAUCAACAGCUCAUAGCUCAGUCUGAGCAAAAGCAGAAUGAGCUAAAGAACCUGAUCAAAGAGGAGGAGCAGCUGAGGCGAACUCUUACCAUGAAACAGGAUAGGGAGGCUAAACAUAACCUCCGGAGGCAAAAGAAGAAGGAGCAAAAGGAGGAACGUGUCCAAGAUGCGUUGAGAGACUGUGACAAACUACAUCAGAAGCAUGAGGAAAAGGCAGAGAAAAUCCAACAGAUUUUGAGAGAGAACCAACAGCUGAAAGUCAAGAUCCAAAACAUUGUGGACGACUGUAGAAAAAGUACAGAGGCAGCGCAGGUUAUGUAUGACGCACUUUCUGCUGCCAUGGAUGAGAUGGACCGGGGAAUUGUGAUGCGUAUGACCACUCUAAAAGAAGAUGCCCUCAAAAGGAUGCAAAAAUGA